Molecule: messenger RNA, 819 nt
Organism: Peniophora sp. CBMAI 1063
Lineage: Eukaryota; Fungi; Basidiomycota; Agaricomycetes; Russulales; Peniophoraceae
Source: the annotation of a GenBank genome assembly
AUGGAGCAUCAUGUGCUGGUUCCCGCCAUUACGAUCCAGGGGACGCUGGAGCCUCUGCUUUUCCUGGGAGUGCUGUCGAUGAUCCUGUACGGUGUCCUCAUUAUGCAAGUCUUCAACUAUUACAGUGCAUACCAGGAUGAUCAGAAAGUCCUGCGUGUGGCCGUUGCUGUCGUACUAGCGCUGGAGACGGUCCAACAAGCCUUCCUGUUGCAUACGCUCUGGUAUUAUCUGAUCUUCUUAGGAGCAGAAGAGAUCACGGCGGAGACAUCGGUCAACUGGAGCUUCAUUGGCAGGAUUGUUCCGACGGAACUGGGAACUCUAAUCGUCGAGUCCCUCUUCAUAGCGCGGAUCUGGAUACUGGGUGAUCGAAAGAGAUCCUACCUUUUACUGCUUUUGCCCGCGCUUGUGGCGUUUGGGUUCGGCAUCGCUUUGGUCGCACAUUUUUUCGAGCGCCCAGCGUUUGGCGAUGCGCCUUCUUCUAGAUGGUUCCUUAUAGCUUGGGCCUCGACGCGCGCCCUUGCUGAUAUGGCCAUCGCGAGUAUCAAGUGUUGGAAACUCAACCGCUCUCGGAGAGACCUAUCGGCAGAGAUUCAAUCGGUCCUAUGGAGCAUUUUCUCCUUCUCAUUAACAACAGGCAUCAUGACGAGCGUCUGUGCCCUGCUCAUCCUCAUCACGUACCUCACCCUUCCUUUCGAGUUCGUCUACGCGGGCCUGUACACAAUAUACGGGAAGAUCUAUGCAAACUCGCUGCUCGCUUCCUUGAAUACACGACCAGUCUCCUACCCAGCCGCCGGUUCGAGAGACGCUUUCGCUCUCUAG